AUGUUUCAUCGCUUAGCUAUAUUGAUAUGUUUGUUCCUUUGUAUCAACUCUUCCGUUGCAAAGGGCUCAACAAAAUAUGAAAACAAUAAACACAAAAGAUUUUAUUAUGCUUGCAAUUAUCAGACCAGAAAAGAAGUGACUUUCUGUCUGAUGAUGGAUAAAGCUUGUCCUUGCAAAAACCAAAACCAGUUGGCUACAAUUGCCGGUUGCAUGGACAUCUUGAACAAAACAUCAGAAAGGUAUUUGGAACCAUGGGUGGAAAGUUGCUCUUAUCUGAAUGUGACAUUGGAAGGAGACUGGUUUGAACAAGCACUUGACUACUACAAAAGUAAUGCAAAGGCAGUCAGCGAAAUUCCAAACUUUAACAUAUCAGUGCCAAUUGAAACACCUUUUAUUUUGAACAGGACUAGAAUUGAUGUGUACCAGGAGUCUUAUAGAAGAUUCUACAACAAUCUUUAUGACUCAAUUGAUUAUGGAGCUGGUCUUUUAGGCUAUUGGUUGUUGGUGUUGCUUUUGGGGGCUAUUUUCAACUGGACAAAGUUUUUAUUCCCAGGACUCACAAAGAAAAUGACCAACCCAGUUAUCAACUUUUGGAGAGCUAACGUUUCACUUCCAGCCACAUUCAAAAUAAAGAAGCUGCAAGAGCAGCAAUUUUUGAGAGUCUUUAGUUUCUUGAUUCCAUCAAGAUUUGAGUCGUUGGUGAUUUUCCUCUUUUACUGCGUUACUAUUUGGCUCAAUGCUAUGAACUUGAAAGCACCAAAAGAAGAGGCCAUGUUUGAAUCCACAUACAAAGCAGAGAUUAGGUAUGUUGGUGACAGAACAGGAAUCACUGCAACCAUGAUGAUGCCAUUGGUGUUCUUAUACGCUGGAAGAAACAACUUCUUGCAGUGGUUGGUUGGGUGGAAUUACAGUACCUUUGUCAUGUACCAUAGACAUACUGCAAGAGUCAUGUUUAUGUUGGUUGUCAUCCAUGCUGUAUGUUACACUAUUGCGUUUGGAAGCAACUAUUCCUCGAGAGUCAAAUAUUUAUACCUUAAAUGGGGUAUCGCUGCCACGGUAUGUGGUGGGUUAAUUAUGAUUCAAGGUAUGCUUUACUUGAGAAGAAGAUGGUACGAAGUGUUUUUGAUUUUACAUAUUUUGUUGGCUGUGUUCUGGACUAUUGGUGCUUGGUAUCAUGUUAUUGAUUUAGGUUAUAUUUGGUUGGUCUAUCCAGCAGUUGCAGUGUGGUGCUUUGACAGGGCAGUUAGAAUUGGGCGUUUGAUAUCAUUUGGGUUUCCACAUGCAGACGUUACCUUGUUGAGUGACGAGACUUUGAAGGUUGUUAUUCCCAAGCCAAGCUACUGGAAAUCCAUCCCUGGUGGGCACGCAUUCAUUCACUUUUUGAAACCAACGUACUUCUGGCAGUCACAUCCAUUCACCUUUACCGACUCGGUAGAAAAUAAUCAUAGCAUUGUGUUGUACUGUAAAGUCAAAGGAGGAGUUACACACAGCCUAUACCAGUCGUUGGCACAAGCACCAGGAAGGACAUGCAAGAUCAGGGUUAGUGUUGAAGGACCAUACGGAGAAGCCACAGCUGCCAAGUAUGCAGACACUGCAGUGUUUAUGGCUGGUGGUAACGGUAUUCCCGGUAUCUACUCCGAAGUCGUUGACAUUGCUAAGAAGACCAAGGGCGCUCAAAACAAGUUGAAGUUGCAGUGGGUUGUCAGAGAGUGGAGAUCUUUGUACUGGUUUUACGAAGAGUUACUCAACUUGAGAGACACCAAGAUCGAGACAACUGUAUACAUCACACAGCCAUCAUGUCAUGUAUUUAUUGAUGAGUUCAACAACAGGUUCCAAGGAUUAGAGAGAUUGGAAAUUGAGGAGUCGGAAACAUCCAACUCAGAAAAAGAAUGCUCCAUCAAUGAAAUUGUUAAAGUUGAAGACAAUUCAAGUGAUGAAAAACAAGACUCAAUCAAGGACAUUACCAAGAUUGACGACAGUUCAUGUGAGGAAAAAGCCACAAGUAAUAGAAUUAUAGACGUUGUUAAGAAGGAGCUUUCACAUGUUACUUUUAAAGAAGGUAGGCCCUCAAUCAAGGAUAUCGUUCCCCAAGAAAUUCACGAGUCAAAUGGUUCAGUUGCUUUUGUCACCUGUGGCCAUUCCAUCAUGGUUGAUGAAAUCCGUUACUAUUGUGCAAAGAAUGUUUCCAACCUGGAAAAGAAGAGAGUUGAUUUCUACGAACAAAUACAAGUUUGGGCUUAG
This is a messenger RNA of Lodderomyces margitis, 2241 nucleotides long. Its product is annotated as ferric reductase family protein. The coding region runs from base 1 to 2241 and encodes 746 amino acids. Gene Ontology annotation, cellular component: plasma membrane. The record is from RefSeq and is a predicted model, not a curated record. Gene Ontology annotation, molecular function: ferric-chelate reductase activity. Lineage: Eukaryota; Fungi; Ascomycota; Pichiomycetes; Serinales; Debaryomycetaceae. The transcript has a single exon. Gene Ontology annotation, biological process: copper ion import; intracellular iron ion homeostasis; iron ion transport.